AUGUUCACACGUAACAACAGACUCGAUUACCAACUGUUCUUUAACACUAGGGGAGCUUUUAGACCUGUUGGCUGGAACGGGCUGAUUGUGAUCCUAUGCUUCUUUGAUGUUUUGGUGAUCCUCGUGAAGAAAGAAUCUCUGUCUGUUAUGGGGCUUCUAUUGAUGGUAGCAGUACUUGCAACUGGCCGGUUCCUGUCAGGGCUGAAACUGCACAUAUGGAAUCCGCUACGCCGGGCCACAUCACUAUGGAGUCCCUUGGUUGCAAUCCUACUGACAGCUCCCCCUCUGUCAGAUCGUCCGUCGACCGGUUGGAUAGUGUUCACAGUACUACUUGUGCCAAUGCUAUUGGUAACAAUAAGCAGGCUACGGUUUACAAGAAUCAUCAAACUAGUGGACAGAACUCUUGGCAGCAAAAAAGUAUUUUGGCGUCGGGUUAUUAUAAACUUGUGCAUGAUUGCUGUGCUAGGGAUACAGAUGUACAUGCUACGCCAAGAUCCAUUCGUGGACUUUUUUGCAAUCAUGAUAGUCCAAGUGUGUGCUAUAGCGGUGGUGUCAUUUGGCAACUUCCAGAUUCCAGCAGCAGUGCUACGUAUCGUGCUAGCAAUCUUAAGCCUUCAGAAUAUACCUGAGUAUGCAGGUAACGAAAAGAACCUCAAAGCAUCUCUCAGAAUCUUUUAUGGGAUGGUGCUUGGACAAGGAAUCUUUUAUGCUGUGGCUUGUAUGCUCGAGUUCUUCUCAUUCAUCCCUCGGAGAUUCCUUCUCCAUCGUGGCGGGUUUGGAGGUUACUGGGGAGUGGAAUCUGUAAAUCUCUACUAUGCAUAUGCAUCGGAGAAAUGCAUGCAAGAGGGUGUGCUUGCUCCAAAGAAGAUCAGCCUGAGCAACUUUGCCAUGGAUUCUCUAAACUCCGAUUCACCCAAGAAUCAGCUCUACGGUAUUCGUCUGAUACACAACUUUCUGCAAUGGGAACCAACCAGAGCACAGCUCCUACCAAAACUCACCACUUCUACCAAUACCGUGGCCAGAAUAAUCAGGAUGUUGGAUUGGACAAGCCCAAAGGAUACAACUAUCAGAUUAUAUGCAGCGAAGGUCACUGCUGAACUUGCAAAGGACCUCCGUGUUGUCGCUUUCCCCGGUACGAUGCAGCUUGUAUCUGCACUUCUUAAUGCUGAUAGCAGACCCAAAAGAGGAAAUCCGCUUCUGGACACAGAUGAUGAACAAGAAGAACAAGAUCAAAUUCUGGAAGAUGGCCAAGAGCAAGAACAUCAUACAGUAAGGGUUGUAGCUGAUAACCAAGGGCAAAGACGAGAACGACUUGAAGACACCGAUAACCUGCUUGAGGAAACACAAACUCGCUCGACCCAACAAGCUUGCAACGACAAGCCGAAUUCUUACAUACUCAGAUGCUGGCAGUGGAUUUUAGAAUUACGUUCGGUCCCCAAGGAGCAGCUAUCGACAGACCAUGAUCUUCUCCCUGCACUGGCCAUGUCAAUUAUUGAAAGUCUUGCUGGUUGUGAUCAGGAAAACUGUGUGGAAAUCAGCAAUGCAGCUAACCUCAUCCCGAAGAUCAUAGGAUUCACAAGAUUCAGACAUGCCAUGAACACUGUCGAUACCGAAACACAACAAAAGUUUCUGCUUAAGUCAUCACUGGCAGUGCUGCAAAGACUCACAAGCAUUGGCGGGGAAAUCGGCAUAACACUGCGGUACAAGAUAUCAAAACAUCCCUUCCUAUUGAGAAACCUUGCAGAAACCUUAGAAUGCAACAGGAGCAGCCAGGAAUUGAGAAAGUUGGUGGCAGGAAUCCUCAGGAACAUUGCCAUUGAUGGGAACACAAGGCAGGACAUUGGUCGCAUUCAACUGAUCAUCAGCAGGCUGAUGCAGAUAUUUCUCAAUGGAGAAGGAACCAUGAGUACCAAUGCUGAUCACUUAUCACGGAAGGUCACCGGGCAAGCACUGGCAAUGCUCACAACAGAAAGUGUCCAAAAUUGCUUGAUUGUGUUGAAGGAACCAGAGUUCAUUAAGAAACUCAAACCUAUGAUGUUGAUCCAUGGUGACAAGUACAUAUAUGUGGCAGCAAGCCUGUUGCGCAACCUGUGCCUACACGCUCAACCCGAGCUCAGAGAGCCGGACCUGAAGGAACUAUCUCAUACCUUGAGAGAGGUGUUGGAAAAAAUAAUUGACGUGGAAGGGGCAGAACUAGAGAUCCUCAUUGGCCUUAGUUCACAGAUUUGUAAAAUCAUCCCUGAAGAUUUUACCCAGGAACUAGAGGGCGGUCAGAUUAAGCAGAGAUUCGUGAAGAGGCUCAUUGUUGCGUUGAAUGCAAACAUGGAACCUACCGCUCAUUGUCCUGGGAUAAGAAGGGUGAUACUUGAGCAAGUCAUUAACAUGGUGGAGUGCAAUUAUCACUAUGCAGACUAUUUCAACGAAUUCAGGAUGACGGAAGCCCUAUCAGUGGUAGAACAAACACUGUCAAAGGCUGAGGACUACAAACUCUUCUUGGGUGAUGCAGGUUUCAUGGAGUACAGCACCCCUAUCUCCGCUCUUGUGGCAAGAGCAAAAGAGCUUAUGUAUCGUGACUGA
Messenger RNA from Triticum turgidum subsp. durum (durum wheat), 2577 nucleotides. Lineage: Eukaryota; Viridiplantae; Streptophyta; Magnoliopsida; Poales; Poaceae. The record is from the annotation of a GenBank genome assembly.